AUGGAAUUGGCGAUAAAUGAGAAUCAACUGAGUUCAGAGGGAUUUCAAUAUGAUGACUAUGUGCUGACGAAUGACAAACACUUUGAGCCUGAGCCUGAGAAUUUCGAGCUCGAAUCCAAAGAAACUCGAGAAGAGGAACCGAUCAAUAUUUGUAGCGAGUGUGCUCAUGGAAUUCAACCAACAUUUGCGUCGAUUCGUUCAAAUUUCUCCACCAUUCAACCGUUCAACAUUGACGAUCCAGUGAUUGGCUCUUUCUAUUGUCCGAAUGGAGAGAUUUGCAUUGAAGAAGAGAAUGGUACCCUUUGGACAAGCACCUUUGACGCACCAACGAUCACAUUGGUCCCAGUGCCAAGCUGUCAAAAUGACAUCUGUGCAGUGUACAUGCUUUUCGUUGUUGGACCAAGAGCUCCGGGAAGGGAGAAUACGGCCGAUCUCAUUUCCCUGACCGACAAUCGAUCAUUUCGAGCGGAAGACAUGCAAAUGAGUGGAGGUUUCAGAAACAUCGACGAGUUCGGGUAUGUGAAAAUUCGGGGUUUCGGCUGUCACCGUUGCACUCGGCCAAUUCAAUACUGCAUGAAGAAU
This is a messenger RNA of Mesorhabditis belari, 582 nucleotides long. Lineage: Eukaryota; Metazoa; Nematoda; Chromadorea; Rhabditida; Rhabditidae. The record is from the annotation of a GenBank genome assembly.